Messenger RNA from Phascolarctos cinereus (koala), 1080 nucleotides. It is a transcript of the gene TSPAN15, whose product is annotated as tetraspanin 15. NCBI's taxonomy places the organism in Eukaryota, Metazoa, Chordata, Mammalia, Diprotodontia, Phascolarctidae. The record is from RefSeq and is a predicted model, not a curated record. Gene Ontology annotation, cellular component: plasma membrane.
AGCAGCUGCAGCCGCAGGUGGGGCCGGGCCGUGCCGGGCCGGGCCGGGCGUCGGAGUCGGGGUCCGGCGGCGGCGGGAGGAUGAUGGCCAUAGAGGACUCGGGGCAGGUGCGCUACUGCGCACGCUUCUCCUACCUGUGCCUCAAGUUCUCGCUCAUCGUCUACUCCUUGUUCUUCUGGUUUAUAGGUGCCUUAAUCCUCUCUGUGGGGAUCUAUGCAGAAGUGGAGCGCCAGAAAUACAAAACCCUCGAAAGUGCCUUCCUGGCACCCGCCAUCAUCCUUAUCCUCCUCGGGGUCAUCAUGUUCAUCGUCUCCUUCGUGGGGGUCUUGGCUUCCCUCCGGGAUAACUUCUGUCUCCUCCAAGCGUUCAUGUACAUCCUGGGGAUGUGCCUCAUCAUCGAGCUCGUCGGGGGCGUGGUGGCCUUAACCUUCAGGAACCAGACAAUUGAGUUUCUGAAUGACAACAUCCGCAGAGGAAUCAAGAACUACUACGACGACCUGGACUUCAAGAACAUCAUGGACUUCGUCCAGGAGCAGUUUAAGUGCUGCGGUGGGGAAGACUACAGGGACUGGGCCACGAACCAGUACCAUGACUGCAGCGCGCCCGGACCCUUGGCGUGUGGGGUGCCUUACACCUGCUGCUUCAGAAAUACGUCUGAUGUCAUCAACACCAUGUGUGGCUACAAAACCAUCGACCAGGAGCGCCUGAGCGUCGUGGACGUCAUCUACGUCCGCGGCUGCACCAACGCCGUGAUCAUCUGGUUCGUGGACAACUACACCAUCAUGGCUGCCGUCCUGCUGGGCAUCCUGCUGCCCCAGUUCCUGGGCGUGCUCCUCACUCUUCUCUACAUCACGAGGGUGGAAGACAUCAUAUCUGAGUACUCGGUCACCGAUGGCCUCCUCGGCAGGGAGAAGUCAGACUUGGAGUUUUCAGGAGGAGGCUGCUGCAUGUGCUAUCCUGGGGAGCAUCCUCAGGGCCCGUGACGGGCGCUUCCACCAGACCACCCGGGAGGAGGGGGAGGGGCAGGGAAGCUGGGCCGUCCCUCCUUCCACAGAUGAUGCCAGCCCUUGCCUCCAGCUC